CUUCAGCCAUCUUGUACUCUCUCUCUCUCUCUCUCUCUCUCUCUCUAUAAAAGCAACCUCACCCAACAAAACUAUUCCCCUCCUCUCUCACAGUACCUAGCUUUUAACCAUGGCUGAGUACCCCUACUCAUCAAAUUUCUUCACAGGUCUCUUCAAAUUCAACCCUCUUCUUCAUCACCAUCACCACCAUGAAUACCCUUUGAUUUCAAACCCUCCUCCUCCUCCGCAACCACAACCUCAACCUCAACCUCCCUAUGCGCACAACUUCUUCAAUAUCAACUACAAUCAGAACCACAACCAGUACUCUUCUUUUUACUCCAGCCAAACCACUCAUCAUCAACCCCCUUCUCCACCUCUCAGAGAAGCCCUCCCACUCCUUAACCGCUUAAGCCCAACAAAGCAUCAUGAAGACGAAGAACAAGAGCAUCAUCACCAUCAUGAGUACUACUCCUGUAGUACUGAUCAAAUGGAUGUAGAUGACAAGAUCAGCAAACCGUACAACAAAGAAGACCAUGGGGAAGAUGAUGAGGCUAGUGUGACUGUUGCACUGCACAUAGGACUCCCGAGCCCUAGUGCAGCUGAAAUGGCAUCUGUGCUUUCUGCAGCUUCUUCUUCCUCAGAAAUCAGCACAACUCAUGACAAAGAUCAUGUUAUUGGAGAUCAUGGUGAUGAUUCAACUGGGUACCCCAUGAACAGAUCAUCGCUCAACAAGGGUCAGUAUUGGAUCCCAACUCCGUCACAGAUUCUCAUUGGUCCUACUCAAUUCUCUUGCCCUGUCUGCUUCAAGACCUUCAACAGAUACAAUAACAUGCAGAUGCAUAUGUGGGGGCAUGGAUCUCAAUACAGAAAAGGGCCCGAGUCUCUAAGAGGAACUCAACCUACAGGCAUGCUUAGGCUUCCUUGCUAUUGUUGCACACCAGGUUGCAGGAACAACAUCGAUCACCCGAGAGCGAAGCCCCUGAAAGAUUUUAGAACCCUCCAAACACAUUACAAGAGGAAGCAUGGAAUCAAGCCUUUCAUGUGCAGAAAAUGUGGCAAGGCAUUUGCAGUGAGAGGAGAUUGGAGAACCCACGAGAAGAAUUGUGGCAAGCUUUGGUAUUGCAUUUGUGGCUCUGAUUUUAAGCACAAGAGGUCUCUCAAAGAUCAUAUCAAGGCUUUUGGGAAUGGGCAUGCAGCUUAUGGAAUUGAUGGAUUUGAAGAAGAUGAUGAGCCUGCAUCUGAAGUUGAGCAAGAUAAUGAUUAAUCAAGGCAGCAAUAAAGUUAAUUUUUAACUAAGAAGUACUAAGAGGAUAUAAUCAUCUAGAUAUUGACAUAGCUAGCCAUGGCUUUCUGAGUAAAAACUAUGUAAGCUUCGUUUACUUGGAGAGCCACUACUUUCUUCUUUAUUUUUCUAUUUUUUUUUUCCCUUUUGUCACUCUUUCUAAACUAGUUCGAUCUUCUCUCGGUAUUCUAGGAUCAAAAAUACAAUUUGCAAGUUAAUUUGUUAAGUAAUAUAUAUGAAGCAUCAUUCCUACUAA
Molecule: messenger RNA, 1517 nt
Organism: Rosa chinensis
Lineage: Eukaryota; Viridiplantae; Streptophyta; Magnoliopsida; Rosales; Rosaceae
Product: zinc finger protein WIP2
Exons: 2
Coding region: 110-1243 (377 amino acids)
Biological process (GO): anatomical structure development; regulation of gene expression
Cellular component (GO): nucleus
Molecular function (GO): DNA-binding transcription factor activity
Source: RefSeq, a predicted model, not a curated record